GCUUUCCUCACCCUGCGUACCAUCUCUGCGUCAGUUUGCCAGUUCAGCACGCGCUACCCUUCUAUACCUCCUCACUUGUCGUAUACCACCCACAUUCUUGCGCCCCAUACCCUGAACUCUCUUCUAACCGCAUCAACAUCAUGUCUUCUCAAGCACCUACUUCUAAUUCCUCUCGUUCCACCACAUCGAGCAGGUCCCUCGCACACGAGCAGCUCAUAGCUCUGCCAAGCUUAGCAUGCUCGCUGUCAUCAUUACCCCAAGCUAAAAGCGUCGACUCCGUAUCGCUGCAUCCAAGUUCGAUGUCAGCGCAACGAGCCGCCGAGAGUGAAGCCAAGUUGAGAAAGGUCCUCUCGAAGUCCUCACAUUCAUCUAUACCCUCUGCCUACAUGCCUGCACCGUCAUACUCUCCGGGCUCCAAUGAUCCCCAAUUAACGAUGCGGAGAGCUCAAAAAGCAACAAAGAUCCAAGUCUGAUCGUUAUGCAUUCUCUAUCCCUCGUCUCUCCUCUUUCCUCGCGCCAUAGAACUCCGGCUUUUCUCUUUCUCGUUUUGGGACUUUGCAGCACACCUUUCCCCCCUUACAAAAGCUCUCGACCCCAUUCUCAUGCUCAUCUAUCGCUCGUUUCUCUUCCGCAUCUCUAGAAGUUCUUUCGUUUCCUUAUAUCCAUGGCAUCGAUACCGCACGCUUAUUCCCUCUCACUCUCUCGCAUCGCUUUCUUCGCAUCCGUAUCUAUACUCUUCGCAUCUGGCCGGGGCCAACUGGGUUUCUAAUUCUAUUCGCAAUCCUCUAUCGCUAGUGUUACUCGCAUCAAUACAUACAGUCAAAUAUCUUUAACAGUACCGUCUCUUGCGCCCGCCUAAGCUCCUUUGCUCAGUCCGUCCAGAUUGCAAUAGCUCACCUUUCUGGUUAGCUAAGGUCACUCGGCGAAUAGAGAUCCACAAGACAU
Messenger RNA from Somion occarium, 945 nucleotides. The record is from the annotation of a GenBank genome assembly. NCBI's taxonomy places the organism in Eukaryota, Fungi, Basidiomycota, Agaricomycetes, Polyporales, Cerrenaceae.